AUGCCCGGUGUUACAGCUCCAACGAGGAGACAGGUAUUGUCAUUAUACAAACAGUUCAUUAGGAAUUCCAACCAGUUCAAUAAUUACAACUUUAGGGAGUACUUCCUAAGUAAAACAAGAAACACAUUCAGGGAAAACAUGAACCAGGAAGAUCCAAAAGUACUAGUCAAUCUGUUCAAAGAAGCUAAGAAUGAAUUGGGUGUCCUGAAAAGGCAAUCUGUCAUUUCUCAGAUGUACACAUUUGACAGGUUGGUCGUCGAACCACUGCAAGGAAGGAGGAAUUAA
Molecule: messenger RNA, 285 nt
Organism: Saccharomyces kudriavzevii IFO 1802
Lineage: Eukaryota; Fungi; Ascomycota; Saccharomycetes; Saccharomycetales; Saccharomycetaceae
Gene: ISD11
Product: Isd11p
Exons: 1
Coding region: 1-285 (94 amino acids)
Biological process (GO): iron-sulfur cluster assembly
Cellular component (GO): mitochondrion; L-cysteine desulfurase complex
Source: RefSeq, a predicted model, not a curated record